Molecule: messenger RNA, 1562 nt
Organism: Cucurbita maxima (winter squash)
Lineage: Eukaryota; Viridiplantae; Streptophyta; Magnoliopsida; Cucurbitales; Cucurbitaceae
Product: thaumatin-like protein 1
Exons: 3
Coding region: 325-1329 (334 amino acids)
Biological process (GO): defense response
Cellular component (GO): extracellular region
Source: RefSeq, a predicted model, not a curated record
CUCACCGCACUCUCUCUCUCUCACUCUUCUUCCCCUUCUUUUCCAACUUAUUCCCUCUUUCACUCUCAAUUUCUGAAAAACUUUUAAAAAUUAUAAUUAAUGCUUUAUUUGCAGUAAUCUCCAUUGUCUUCUCCGAUGUUCUUCCUCUCUCAUCCCCGUUUCUCGCUCUAAAAGUUACUCUGUUUCCGCCAUUGCUCUCUUGGACCUUUCUUCUUCCAUCUCAUAACUUCAAACGCCUAAUAAUUGAAACCCCACUUCUCAACCUUCAUCUUUAACCAUACACAUUGUUUCAAUUCGCUUAGACCAGGAAAUUUCAGUCAGUCAAUGGGGCUGUUCAGCUCUUUCCACCAUUCUUCUCCCUUCUUCUCCACCUUGAUUGUGCUUCUUCUUGUCAAAGGUCUCAAAGAGGUCUCCGGCGCUACGUUCACGUUCGUUAACAAGUGUGAAUUCACCGUAUGGCCGGGAAUUCUCGCCAGUGCUGGCAGCCCGAAACUGGAAUCCACGGGUUUCGAGCUCGUACAGGGUAGUUCUCGCUCUUUUCAAGCUCCGACCGCCUGGUCCGGUCGGUUCUGGGGCCGAACCAAUUGCAAUCUCGACGGCUCCGGCCGUAUCAUCUGCAACACUGGUGACUGCGGCUCCGGUGAGAUUGAGUGUAAUGGAGCUGGCGCCACCCCACCGGCCACGUUAGCCGAAUUCACACUCGGUUCCGGGUCGCAGGAUUUCUACGACGUCAGUCUCGUCGACGGCUAUAACUUGCCGAUGAUAAUUGAGGGAACUGGCGGGUCGGGCACGUGCUCGUCGACCGGCUGCAUUACGGACCUGAAUCAGCUCUGCCCGGCGGAGCUGAAGGCAGAGGGUGGCGGCGCGUGUAAAAGCGCCUGUGAGGCAUUUGCCUCGCCGGAAUACUGCUGCAGCGGAACGUAUAACUCGCCGGCGACUUGCCGGCCGUCAGUAUACUCAGAAAUGUUCAAAUCGGCGUGCCCCAGAUCGUAUAGCUACGCUUAUGAUGACGCCACAAGCACAUUCACCUGUAAUGGGGCUGAUUACACCAUCACAUUUUGCCCUUCUCCCCCGAGUCAGAAAUCUUCAAGGGAUUCGUCGCCAAUGAUACCAGAGCCAACAACAGAGCAACCGGGAUCAGAGCCAGAGACCAAGCCAGGAUCAGAAUCAGAAUUGGGUUCAUUACAAGGAGCAACAUUAAGUAAUUCUUGGCUUGCGGAUAUGGCCAUAGGAGGCUCUUCCAUGGCUGGAAAACCAAAUUUAGCAUUUCAAUUUAUGUCAAAUUUGAUAUUCUUAGUCGUUAUAUAUCUGGUUCUUCUUUUGGAAUAAAAUAUAAAAGGAAGACUAGAAUUCAUCGACCAAAUCCCAACUAUUGAUGUAUGUACAGAAUUUAAGGCCAAAAGAAGUUGCUUUUUUUUCAUUUAGAGAUGGGUAGAAAAUUAAAAUAAAAAAAAGGAACUUUAUUUGGCUUUAGGAUUUGUUGAAUUUGGAUGAUUCCCAAGCUUGAAAGGUUAAAUAUUAAGUGGGAAGUUGGAAUAUGGGAGCCUUAAAGUUAUCACCUU